Melampsora larici-populina 98AG31 is the source of this 327-nucleotide messenger RNA. RefSeq lists its product as uncharacterized. The transcript is spliced from 2 exons. Bases 1 to 327 code for a protein of 108 amino acids. The record is from RefSeq and is a predicted model, not a curated record. Lineage: Eukaryota; Fungi; Basidiomycota; Pucciniomycetes; Pucciniales; Melampsoraceae.
AUGUCAGAUGAAAGAGUGAACAUCGGCGAAGAGACGGGAGGUGAUGGGAAAGUAGUGAUCAGUCUUAGCGACGAAGAAGAGAUUGACUCAUUGUCAUCAUCAUCUGAAAUGGAAGGAGGAAAGAAAGGUGGGAAAGGUUUAGAGAAGAAGAAGAAAUCAAAAGGAAAGAAAAAGAAACGAGGAAAGAGUGUGGAGGUGACAGACUUACUUGAAGAUGAACACGCCUCGAAGAAGAAAAGAUUACUCUUUGAAGGUUUGAUCAAACACGAUCAUAAAACCCCUUCCCCCACUCCCGGUCUUAAUUUCAUGGUCAAAAGAAAGUUGUAG